Messenger RNA from Gastrolobium bilobum, 784 nucleotides. RefSeq lists its product as uncharacterized. The transcript is spliced from 2 exons. NCBI's taxonomy places the organism in Eukaryota, Viridiplantae, Streptophyta, Magnoliopsida, Fabales, Fabaceae. The coding region runs from base 2 to 685 and encodes 227 amino acids. The record is from RefSeq and is a predicted model, not a curated record. Gene Ontology annotation, molecular function: zinc ion binding.
AAUGUCCACUAUUCAGAUGUCUCAUGUGGAUUUGGAGCAAGGAAGAAGUCACCACCGUUCUGUGACUGGAAGUGAUGUGAGUGUGUGCUUCUCUGAUGCUGAUGAUGGUUCCUGCUAUUCCCAUUUCUAUUCAACAAAUGGUGGUUCAUAUGAUGAUUACAACUUUGAUUGUGGUUCUGAUCCUGAGGUUGGGGGUGAUGCUGAUUUUGGGAGGGCUUCUUCUGUUACUGAUUGUUCUGUGGAGGUGGAAAUUGAAAAUGGGGUUCCUGAAAUUAAAGUGCAUUUGGCUAAAGUGGAGAGGAAUUGUAGGAUUUGUCACCUGGGUUUGGAGAGUGAUAGUCAGGAAUCUGGAGUUCCCAUUGAAUUGGGUUGUUCUUGUAAGGAUGAUUUAGCUGCUGCUCACAAGAACUGUGCAGAAACCUGGUUCAAGAUUAAGGGGAAUAGGACUUGUGAAAUUUGUCAUUCUGUUGCACAGAAUGUUUAUGGUGGAAAUGAGGACACAACAGAGACUUUGAGUGACAGCAACAAUGCUACUGCAGCACCAGCAGUCUCAACACCUUCUCCUUCAUCAGAAACUAGAAGAUUUUGGCAUGGCCAUCGCUUCCUGAAUUUUCUGCUUGCUUGUAUGGUUUUUGCAUUUGUCAUAUCAUGGCUUUUUCACUUCAAUGUGCCACCAUCAUCUUAAUCUCCUGCAUAGUUUCUUUUAUAAUUUAAAAGAAAAGUGAAAGCUGAUUAGCGGGGGCAAAAUAGAGAAAGAUGAUAAGAAAAGAGGAAGAAAAAAAAA